GGGAGGCUGCAGGGAGCCCGGGUGAGGAAGGGCGGAGCCCAGCCCAGCCCAGGUGCCCGGAGUCCCCGCCGCUGCAGCCAGCCACCGCUAGCCGCAUCUGCACCUGCAGCGGGGUCCGAAAAGGAUUCUGCAAAAAUGAGCCAUUCUCACCCCGCUGGAUUACUUGCAACAUAUAAUAGCCUUACGGAUAAACACCUGGCUGGGUAUUUUAACAAUACCAGGAUCAGGCGGCACCUACUAAGAUCCGGGCUGAUCACGAGAAGUGGGAGGAUACUUUCUGAAAAGGAAUAUAAAGUUAACAACAUGAAGCAGGAUCACCAAAAAUAUAUCCGAGAGUGCUUAGCCCGGGCCAUUUUCCACAAGGUCCUAGAUAUGGAGCGCUACCACCAGCUGGAAAUAAAGCGGAAACUGGAUGCCUUAGCUAGGAAAGAGCGGAUUCAGAAGUUGAAGGGAGAACACACAAGACGAUAUAUUGAAGAUAACAUGCCCGUUCUGACUCCCCAUCCUCCAGCUGGCCCAAAGACUAAUCGUGGCCAUAGCGUUCUGGCUGAGGAAGGACAUUCUAGUCCAUUAACACUGACAGCCCCUCGACCAUAUACUGCCCCAGGAAAUAUGCAGCCUCCGGUUCGUCUACAGCCUCUUCUAAGUAAUCGCCAAACGCGAAAUGGUUCAAAGAUAACUUCAGGGUCCAAACUCAAAGGCUCACUGCUGGAAAAUGAAGCUCUGUUUCCUCUUGGGGGAAAGAAAGCAAUGAUGAAAUUCAGGAACUACAUGGACAAUUCCCAGAGGGAGGAUCUCUACCAACUUCCACACAUUAACAGUUACCACACACCUGUUCCUCCAACACCCCAGCCCCAAGCAGGGAAGAGCUUCAGGGAUAAGAGGUUGGAAUCUUGGAGGAGGAAGAGGCUGCGUCCCAUCACGGCUCCCAAUGGCCUCGAGCCUCUCUUCGGCAAGGAUCCGGGAAGGAUUUAUAAAACAGCACCACAUAGCAAUGCAGUUAUAACAAUGGUCUAUUUUGGAAAAAAUGUGCACCUAUCUUACGAUGACAUAGACUUCCGAGAUGAAAUCAAGAUUUACCAACAGCACUGUGGAGGAGAGAACCUUUGUGUCUACAAAGGGAAACUGCUUGAGAAAGACACCUUUCAGUUUAUCUCCAAGCGUCACCACGGCUUCCCCUUCAGCCUCACCUUCUUUCUGAACGGGAUUCAGGUGAACAGGAUCAGCUCCUGCUGUGAGUUCAAGCACCGUAGGAGCACCCGCCUUGGAGGCAAGAGAGGCUACUUCGGGUUUGUGUGUGUGGAGAAGGCAUCUCCUUGCUACAGGUGCAUUAUUGCAAUGGGCCUUGACAGAAAACCAUCUUCAACGAAACCUAAGAAGGAAAAGAUGACUGAGAAAAAGGAGGAGCCACCAAAGAAGAGUCAGGGAAAACUGAGGAAGGACAGAAUGAAUGCACCAUCAAAAAGGAACGAGAUGGAGAGGAAAGAGUCCUCUGUCUCGGCUGCAUAUUCAGCCGAGGAAAUAAAAUUAGGGGUCAAAGAAGUGAGGACGGCUAUUGAGGAAAUGGAAUGGAAGGGCAAGUCAGGACAAGACGUCUGGGAAGAGGACCAGGACCACUCUGUUAAAUACGACUAUGAAGAAGAUUUUGAGAUAGAUGAUGAGAAACAAGAUGAGAAGGUGGAUGACGAUGAGGACCAGGCUGAUGACCAGAUGAGUGGAGGAUCCAAGACACCCACCGAAGGUGAAAAGGACAGCCGAAACCCCGAAAAUGAGACCGAAACCUCUUCAGAGAAGGCCGUAGCUGCCCAUGACAGUGAGAACGAGGAUACUGGAUGCUCAGACAGCGAAGAGGAUGACAGACAAGAUGUUAAAACCAUGUCAUCAAUCUCAUCUAGAAGUCACCCUUACUCUAGUGAAAGUGAAGAUGAUUCUACAGAGGUGGGCGGGGAAGCUGACUCUGUCAGCGAAGAGGGAAGUUCCAGAAGUUCCUCUCCUCAGGAUCUGCAGGAAAACGACCCAGAAAAACCACACUUUCCAAUCAAGAAGUACUUGGAAACUGAGGUCGAAGGGCAAGAAAUCACCAAACUAGACGGGCAUAACGGACCUUGGUUGGCCGAGCUCAGCGGCAUGCAUGUUACUGAGGGAAAACCAACUAUGGGAACCCAAGCUUUAUCGGAGAGUGAACCCAAGGAGUCUAGGCGGGUGGCUUCUUCAGAGGUGAGGGCUAAGAGUCAGCUCCAAAAGGACGCAGGCCUCUCUGGGGUGGAAGAAGAGGUUGGACAGAUAACAGGUGAAGCCCAGGAACCUGGUCACUGUUGCUCUAACUCUGCUCCUGAACUGAGCCCCACAGAUGAUGGGGUGACACCCAUGAGGAAACCGGAGCUCAACCUGGGCAGAGAUCUAGGGAUAGAGAAAAGAGCAGCCAUCGGCAUAAAUGAACAACCAGAGCAAGCUGCGCAAGAGGUGCACACACUGAAGGAAGAAUCCAUGAAGGAAGAUGAAUCUUCCCAGCCUAAGGAUUCUGAUGCCUAUGUGGGAGUGAGGGAGGAAGCAGGGAUGCAGGAAGAUGAUACCCACCAUCCCCAGCAUGCUGAAAUGGAUGCGGGACUGAGAGAGAGAGAAGGGAUGCAGGAAGAUGGUACCUGCCAUCCCCAGGAUGCUGACAUGGAUGUGGGACUGAGGGAGAGAGCAGGGAUGCAGGAAGAUGGUACCUGCCAUCCCCAGGAUGCUGGCAUGGAUAUGGGACUGAGAGAGAAAGCAGGGAUGCAGGAAGAUGGUACCUGUCAUCCCCAGGAGGCUGCCAUGGAUGCAGGACUGAGGAAGAGAGCAGGGAUGCAGAAAGAUGGUACCUGCCAUCCCCAGGAUGCUGACAUGGGUAUAGGAUUGAGGGAUAGAACAGGGAUGCCAGAAGAUGGUACCUGCCAUCCCCAGGAUGCUGACAUGGAUGCAGGACUGAGGGAGAGAGCAGGGAUGCAGGAAGAUGGUACCUGCCAUCCCCAGGAUGCUGACAUGGAUGCAGGACUGAGGGAGAGAGCAGGGAUGCAGGAAGAUGGUACCUGCUAUUCCCAGGAUGCUAACAUGGAUGUGGGACUGAGGGAGAGAGCAGGGACUUCAGAGGUUCCCUUGGGGGAGAGGAGUCCUACACGAGCUCCACCAGCAUCAGCAGAACAGUCUGCAGAGAAAGGGGAGCGCCAUCUGAAUGUAGCUAGUGAGGCAGAGGCAGGAAAGGCAGGAAGUAGCAGGCAUGGGGAGAAGCAGGCGACCCCCUCAGGAAAGGCAGCAGCAGAAGGCUCUGUGUUUUUAAGUGUAGAGCAGGCUGCAGACAGACAGAGGGACGAGAACCUGGACAGGCAGGCCUUGCUGCAGACACAGAUGGAGAUAGGAACAGCAGUUUCUGAAGCUGGGCAAGAAUUGGAGAAGGCAGAGUUCACAGACAGCACCGGGCUCAGCUCAGAGACUCUUGAGGAAGCAGCAGUUCUGAAAGAAGCAGGCACUUCUGACGUGAAGGAGGUAGAGAGGGAGGUGGGCUUCCCCAGAACAGAUGGAGAGCAAGGUGAAGAGGAAGCUCUUACGGAGCUGGAGGUCAUGGGGCCUGUGGAGGACACAGGGUCAGAGAGAAAGGGUGUUUCUGAAGAGUCAGGACUCGGGGGAGAGAGAGCAGCCACAGAGAGGAAGGGAUUUCUGGAAGAAGCUCCCUUCAGCGCCUCAACAGGAGAAGCUCAAGCAAGCCCCAGGGAGGUUUUCAGGGGCCACCAUGAGGAACUCUGUAAGGAAGACACAGCAAGGGAGGGAGUCAUAGCUGACACAGAAUCCACCAUGGAACAGGAUCUGCAAGCAGUGUUCCCCGGGGAAUUAGUUGCAGCUGGAGGCAUAGAGAAAGUUGAGAGGCCCACACCACCUCUGAGGGAAACUGGAUCUGAAAGAGAAGAGGAGACAGGGCCUGAGGUGCUGAAGACAGAAGACUUGUUAGGAGAGCAAAAGGUUAAAGGGGAAGAGGAGGGCACAGUGAGGGAAGUGGGUUUUGAGGAAGAAGACUGGGCACCCUGCCCUGAGACGGAGGCUCAUGCAGAUGAUGUAGAACCCACAGGGGCUACUGAGAUGGGGGAGGCUACAAAGCUUCUAGAAGAUCCUCCCAAAGAAAGAACCAUUACCUUGUCUGAAGCAACACCUCAGUUUGAGAAAUCGCCAAAAGAGAGUGAAGCCACAGCCACAGAACACAAAGGAGGAGAAGAGCUGCCAGGCCAGGAGAGCGAGGCUCUGUGGCAUCAGGGGAGGGGCCUCAGUCAUGAUGGAGAAGGGCUGCUAGGAGCUCCUGGACCUGAGCCAGCAGACAAAGCCCAGGGACCAGAGGGCUUUUUCACAGCCAGAUGUGAAGAGUGGGCUGCCAAGGAGCUGGACAGCAGUGCUGGGUCAGAGAGACUAGAGGAAGACCUGCCUUUGCAAGCACAAGAAGACAUCAUGAUAAUGACCCAGGAAAACCUUCCUGAGGAAAGGCACGCCAGGGCAGUGGAGGUCUGUGGAGAAGCUAAGGAUGAGAAGCCACAGGGGGGAGGGAGCAAGGAUAAAGAGUAUCCUCCAGGGACAGUGACUAGCAGCCUGACAGAGCAGAACUGGACCAUGGGAGGAAGCACUGUGGAGGCUGAAGAGGAUCCGCAUGGAGGAGGAAUUGAAGAACCAACUGCAGAGCAGAGGGAGGAUUCGGCAGAGUCAAAGUCAGCUGCCAGGAUCCCUGCGGCCUCUUCUGCUGCAAAUGCUCAAAGGGAAACACGGGACAGGGCAGGUGAGGCUCUAGAAGCAGCAGCUGAAGAAAGGACAGGGACUGAGGACGCGACGCCAAGAACAGAGAAGGUAGCAGUGGUGGAGGAAGUGACAUCAGCAGGGGCUACGGUGGAGACUGAACAGGAAGAGGAUCCUGAAGCACAGGACAGAGAGGGAGGGGAAGCGAAAGAUUCUGGGCACACAGGUACUGCUGGGGAGGACACAGGGGCUACCAGGAAGGACGGGGAACACCAAUCAGGAGCAGCUGAAGAGUUCAGAGGAUCAGUGUCUCAGAGAGAGACAGCUUAGCAGAGUGUAUCUAGAGGCAGCACCUCCAAGGAAACUGGAUUUUUCUAGAACUCAGAAGCAUCUGGUGAGCUCCAGUCUGGUGUGUUUCCAGGACAUCCAGAAAGCUCGCAUGCGUCUCCUGUCUGUGAUGCAGGUUUCACUAGUGUCUCCCAUGUUCUUAUGUGCUCUUCAGUUCCAUGCUGCUCAGCUCCAUGGAUUUGGUGGACACAGGGAGGCGCUAAAGCAUGCAGAGGAGGCGCUAAAGCAUGCAGAGGAGGCGCUAAAGCAUGCAGAGGAGGCGCUAAAGCAUGCAGAGGAGGCAGAUCAGCUCUCUCUGUGGUCUUUGACUCAUUCGCCAUCUUUGUAAACAGGGUUUUUUGAAGUGAGGUCUGUAAGUCUUACAAGGCUCAAGGACAAAAUAUACAAUAGAGAGAGAAGUCGGACACUGAGGAGAAAGAGCAUGAUCAAAAUAUGAGAAUUUUAAAAAGCAUGCAGAGAAGAAUGUGCCCUCAGCUACAGAGCCCAGAAAUAAAGAAUUAAAAGUCACUUUUGAACUCUCCACAUUAGAGUUCUUUUACACAUACACACAUAAAAUCCACACCAAAAGCCACCAUGGCUUUGGUUUUUUGAAGGAUGGGAUAAAGCUCGUCUGUGGACAUUUAAUCUUGUAAUGCUUCUAUCCUUUUACCUCUGGUGUUUUACAAAGUUUAAUCAAUGUAUGUUUUCCAUGCAUAGAUUACAAAUGCUGUACAUAUUUAAUAUACAAUGUUUAAAAUACCUGAGUUUUGAAUAGUGUUAGUAAACACCAAAAUAUAUUUACUUUACAGAGUCUGUUGUUUCCAAGAUAUCACCACAUCGCUGGCACAUACUUACUAUUAUUUUGAGUGAUUUUAUCAUCAGUAAUAUCUUUUUUCUUCCCAGGAUAUUAUGAAACUGUCUUGGUUAAAGAUGCAGAGUGGGAACAGACUGAGGCAGGUUCUUCACCAGGAGUUCAGAGUCUCUUUUAGCUCACUGCUGGCCUGAGCCAGUCUCAGUUGUUGACACUGGUCAGUAGGUUAGUAACCAUGGUGACAUAGCUCAAGUGGAUGUCCCUUCAAGGGAGCUGUGGCUGCAAACAGAGAACUGGGGGAUACUGAAUAUCCCACACAGAUAGUGUGCCUAUAUUUAAAUCAAAGUGAUGAUUUAUUCAAACAUUUGACUUUUACCAAAGAUUACCAGAAGGCUGAUGGCUUGAUUUUGUUUUAAUCACUUAUCUGACAGUUAAAUAUUACUCCCAAUUUCACGCACGGGUAUUGUAUCUUAGCCACCUUGGAAAUUCACUGACUCUUGGAAAGGUUACCUCUUCCUAUUUACACCUGAGGGACGGGAAAGGUAAUAUGCAAACCUUCCUGAAAAGGUCCUUUGUGUGUGUUUGAAUCCUGUUUUCUUUGGUGGAGAAGAAAUGUGUGGCUCUCAGCAUUUUGUUAUUGGGAGCAUUAUCUACCAGGUUGCUCGAAUGUAAACAAGAUAUAAUCUAGGUAAGCAUGAGAGGGGUGUGAUGACCACAGGGGACAUGGUCCAUCACACACACUCUGAGAAAACAUGGUCCAUCACACACACUCUGGGAAGAUGUGGUCCAUCACACACACUCUGAGAAAACAUGGUCCAUCACACACACUCUGGGAAGAUGUGGUCCACCAUACACACUCUGGGAAGAUGUGGUCUAUCCGACACUGUCUGUACUUGAUGUCACCCUGAAGCUCAGCAGCUCACCCUCCCUCCAGGGUUCUGUUAUUUUAAACCUGAGUGACCCCACAGUGCACAGUAAGCCAGAAGUCACAACCGCUCUCCAGAUGGCACCCAGAUAACAUUUCCUUGUUGGGUAACAGCCUGCUCCUAGGGGCUGGGAUUCCUUUAACACAGUCCAUGCUCCAAAACUCACACUGUUGACCCCUUUUUAAAAGUGAGGAGAUGAAAAAUUUCCAAGACAGCAAUUUCCCAGCCAGGAGAAGAAUCAACCUUUUAUGGUGCACUUUUAUGAGUGAACUUUUGGCCCACAAAAGCUUCAGAUAUAUCUAGGUUUAAAUGCAUCAAUGUUUUAAUUUUUUUUCUUGAUUCUAUUAUGUAGCCAAAGUUGAGGAGUCAUGCGGUCUUCCAUCUGCCUUGUAUUUCUCUUGUCAAGGUGUCCUGUUGGUAUAGAUGGUUUUAAUUUUGAUGAACAAUGGAGCUUUGUGAUAACCAGUGGUAGACAGAGCUGUUCCAGAGCAGGCAUAUUGGCACAGAGAAUGGACAGAUCAUUUCACCAGGAACGCCAAUACAUCAAGCUUACCGCCUGCUGCUUCCCAUAAUUAGAAACUGCAUAGAGUUUGGGGAGGGUGGAAUAGAAACUGCUGUUAUAGAAAACCCUUGAGGUGAUUCUAAAGUGUUCCACAACCUAAACACUGCUGAGGUAGGUCAUUGGUUAGAACAGAUCUCAUCUUGGUUGUAAAGCAAAUCACAGGAGUAUUGUCAAGUUCUUCUCUGUCUCCAUGCCUUUCCUGAUCCACAUGUCCUCCUGUGUGGUCAUCUGAAGGAGAUGAUAGUCACCAUAAAAAUGAUGACGCCACCCUUCAGCUCAUUUCAGUAGGGUUGUAUGCAGUGUGUUUGGAAGACUUGCCUCUCCCCACUGAAGAACAAGUCGAUGGAAUCCAACCCUGCCCCAUGCUCUGGUUUGUGACUGGAUAUCAUCCGCUCCACAUGUGGUUCCAUGUGUUACUCAUCCACAUUAUUGUGCCUUCUACAGGAUUUGCCCCUGGUGUUGCCCCUCUGCCACAGAGCACUUUAAACACAGUACUGAUGAGAAAGAUUGGAAACUCCUUAAUCACUUUGAAAAGAGAGUUUUGUGCGAUGUGUUAAAUGGAAAUUGCAUUGGAUUAUUUUUAUAUUUAACACCUUCCAUCAGCCCAGCCUGUAGUGUAAUUCUACAAUCUGCAUGUGGGUUUAACUGUGAAAUUCUGUGUUGUGAUGUUUUGAUUGAGUAAAUUUUAUCUCUGCAAAUAUUACACCAAUAAAAUUAUGCUUUGCGAAA
Messenger RNA from Mus pahari (shrew mouse), 8092 nucleotides. It is a transcript of the gene Erich3, whose product is annotated as glutamate rich 3. The coding region runs from base 136 to 5067 and encodes 1643 amino acids. The record is from RefSeq and is a predicted model, not a curated record. The transcript has 14 exons. Lineage: Eukaryota; Metazoa; Chordata; Mammalia; Rodentia; Muridae.